This is a messenger RNA of Verticillium alfalfae VaMs.102, 1143 nucleotides long. RefSeq lists its product as hypothetical. The record is from RefSeq and is a predicted model, not a curated record. NCBI's taxonomy places the organism in Eukaryota, Fungi, Ascomycota, Sordariomycetes, Glomerellales, Plectosphaerellaceae. The transcript is spliced from 2 exons. Bases 34 to 765 code for a protein of 243 amino acids.
AUACACACCAAGAGAAAGCUGCUGUCAAAUGCGAUGGCGCAGUCUGAGGCCGACAGCACAUCUCUGGUCGAACUCCAGCGUCAGUAUGGGCGGAGAUGUGAUUGCUUGGUCCAAUACAACGGUGGCCCUAUCAGCCGAGUGCUUGUGAAGCAAAUGACCAAUCAGCUGAUCUCGAGCCUAUUCUAUGUAGAGUUGGCAGCCACUCCCACCUUCUAUCGAUCGCCGCACGCCUGUGAGCUGGCCCUGCGUUGCCGUCUUGCCCCCGGCGCCGCGCUCUUUGGCCUCCUACUGAGGUUGUGUCGGGGCGAGGCGCACUUCCUCUAUCGCGGCGAUGAGCUGGAGUACAAGAGGAUCAGAGUUUGCGAGGAGAAGGACUUGAAGGCAUACCAGAACUGGGCUUCUUAUGAACGUUCACUCCAAGUGCAGGCUGUAUCUCCAGCAUGCAAAAUUGACAUCCAAAUCGACGGUGACGGCAUCGACAAAGGCCAGCACAACACCAGUCACUACAUCAGUAACUGCCCGUACCGGCUCGAAGACCUGAUACGUGAUCAAGGUCUGCAUCGCUGCUUUGGCUCGCCUGAUCACCGUCCCGUCUCAGGAAGACCAGCGAUGUCGACACAGGCCCGGCUUGGCCCCCACUCCGCCGCACCAGUGGAUAUGGAGGAGAGCAGCAUACUGCAACAGCUCAACGCGCUUCAAUGCACCUUUGGGCAAGUGAUGCAGUCGCAGCAGCGAUUCCAGGAUGGAUUGACGACAGAGAGUUGACCAGGAAGGAGUGAGCAAAAGUGGCACUACUCGCUACGUCUUCGUGGGAAAUGCUUGGUAUGUAGUCCGACUGCAAGUGGCAAGAGCUCGGGCAAUGGGAGGAGACUUGUCGUGAACAAGGGUGUGGACAAGAGAGGGGGCUUGGGUUGUAGCUUCCUGUUACAGAGCCCUUGCAUGGACCUGAGGCGCUCUGAACAGGGCAGAGACGAGCCACCACUGUACGUUGAGGGCCAUGGCCAUUCUUGAGAAUGGUGUAGCGCAGAGGGAGUGAUCGACUACGUCGCUAGUUUCUGUCUGCUAGCCUAUGUUUAGGUGUUUUUGCUGGCUUACCAGCUUCUGCAGCCUUCAGGACAGUAGAUUAUCUCAGACGAUGGACAU